CUCAGUACCUGCACUGCGAGUGGGCCACCAUCGACCAGCUGGAGAGGGACAAGAGGAUCCACCAGAAGCUCAAGCGCUUCAAGACCAAGAUGAGCCAGAUGAGGCACUUCUUCCACGAGGAUGAGGAGCCGUUCAACCCCGACUACGUGGAGGUCGAUCGGAUCCUGGACGAGUCCCACUCUGUGGACAAGGACAAUGGGGAGCCCGUGGUGUACUUCCUGGUGAAGUGGUGCUCGCUGCCCUACGAGGACAGCACGUGGGAGCUGCAGGAGGACGUGGACGAGGCCAAGGUCGCCGAGUUCCGCCGGGUGCAGGCGCGGCCGCCCGACCUCAAACGCCAGCCCAGGCCGCAGGCAGGGGCGUGGCAGAAGCUGGAGGCGUCGCGAGAGUACAAGAACCACAACCGGCAGCGCGAGUACCAGCUCGAGGGGGUCAACUGGCUGCUCUUCAACUGGUACAACAGGCAGAACUGCAUCCUGGCGGACGAGAUGGGUCUGGGCAAGACGAUCCAGUCGAUCGCCUUCCUGCAGGAGGUGCACGGGGCCGGCGUGCGGGGCCCUUACCUGGUGAUCGCCCCCCUGUCCACCAUCGCCAACUGGGAGCGCGAGUUCGGCACCUGGACCGCCAUGAACACCAUCGUGUACCACGGCAGCCUGGCCUCGAGGCAGAUGAUCCAGCAGUACGAGAUGUACUGCAAGGAUUCCAAGGGCCGCCUGAUCCCCGGGGCGUACAAGUUCGACGCGCUGAUCACGACGUUCGAGAUGAUCCUGUCCGAGUGCCCCGAGCUGCGGGAGAUCGAGUGGCGCUGCGUGGUCAUCGACGAGGCCCACCGGCUCAAGAACCGGCACUGCAAGCUCCUCGACAGCCUCAAGCACAUGGACCUGGAGCACAAGGUGCUGCUGACGGGCACGCCGCUGCAGAACACGGUGGAGGAGCUGUUCAGCCUCCUGCACUUCCUGGAGCCCUCGCGCUUCCCCUCCGAGGGCGACUUCCUGCGCGACUUCGGCGACCUCAAGACCGAGGAGCAGGUGCAGAAGCUGCAGGCGCUGCUGAAGCCGAUGAUGCUGCGGCGGCUGAAGGAGGACGUGGAGAAGAACCUGGCGCCCAAGCAGGAGACGAUCAUCGAGGUGGAGCUCACCAACAUCCAGAAGAGGUUCUACCGCGCCAUCCUCGAGCGCAACUUCGCCUACCUGGCCAAGGGGGCGGGGCACGGCAACGUGCCCAACCUGCUCAACACCAUGAUGGAGCUCAGGAAGUGCUGCAACCACCCCUACCUCAUCAACGGAGCAGAGGAGAAGAUCCUGUCCGAGCUGCGGGAGGGCAUCGCGGGCGCGGCGGUGCCGCCCGAGCUGCACCUGCAGGCGCUGGUGCGCUCGGCGGGCAAGCUGGUGCUGCUGGACAAGCUGCUGCCCAAGCUGCGCCAGGGCGGCCACAAGGUGCUCGUCUUCUCCCAGAUGGUGCGCUGCCUCGACAUCCUCGAGGACUACCUCAUCCACAGGAGGUACCCGUACGAGCGCAUCGACGGGCGGGUGCGGGGCAACCUGCGGCAGGCGGCCAUCGACCGCUCCAGCCGGCCCGACUCGGCGCUCGUGUUCCUGCUGUGCACGAGGGCGGGCGGGCUGGGCAUCAACCUGACGGCCGCCGACACCUGCAUCAUCUUUGAUUCUGAUUGGAACCCUCAGAAUGAUUUACAGGCGCAGGCGCGGUGCCACCGCAUCGGGCAGAGCAAGGCGGUGAAGGUUUACCGGCUCAUCACCCGCAACUCGUACGAGCGCGAGAUGUUCGACAAGGCGAGCCUGAAGCUGGGCCUGGACAAGGCCGUGCUGCAGUCCAUGAGCGGCCGCGAGGGCAGCAUCGCCGGGAUCCAGCAGUUCUCCAAGAAGGAGAUCGAGGACCUGCUGCGCAAGGGCGCCUACGCCGCCAUCAUGGACGAGGACGACGAGGGCGCCAAGUUCUGCGAGGAGGACAUCGACCAGAUCCUGCUGAGGAGAACCACCACCAUCACCAUCGAGAGCGAGGGCAAGGGAUCAACCUUUGCUAAGGCGAGCUUCGUGGCGUCCGAGAACCGCACGGACAUCGCGCUGGACGACCCCAACUUCUGGCAGAAAUGGGCCAAGAAAGCCGACCUGGACCUGGAGCUGCUCAACAGCAAGAACACGCUGGUGAUCGACACGCCGCGGGUGCGGAAGCAGACGCGCCACUUCAGCACCCUGCGCGACGACGACCUGCUGGACUUCUCCGACCUGGACAGCGACGACGACCUCGAGCGCCCCGACCGCGAGCGCCGCGGUGCCGGAGGAGGAGGAGGAGGGGGAGGGGGGCGCCGGCACCACCACCACCACCCCCACCACCACCACAACCAGGGCCCCCACCAGGGCGGCCCCUACGGCAGGACCGACUGCUUCCGCGUCGAGAAGCACCUCAUGGUCUACGGGUGGGGCCGCUGGCGGGAGCUGGUGGCUCAGGGCCGGUUGAAGCGGCGCCUGUCGGAGCGGGACGUGGAGUCGCUGUGCCGCGCCAUCCUGCUCUUCUGCCUGCUGCACUUCCGCGGCGACGACGCCGUGCGCGCCUUCGCCUGGGCCCUGGUGGCGCCCCCCGAGAACGGCCGCGCCCGCCCGCCCCACGGCCAGCCCGGUGUGGCUGUGCCGGGCGGGCGGGGCCGGAAGGGGAAGAAGCCGAAGCCGCCGCUGCCCCCCCUGGAGCCCCCCCAGGCCGAGUGGCUGCGCAGGCACAACCCCGAGGGGCUGCUCCAGGACGAGGGCUACCGAAAGCACCUCCGGCACCAGUGCAGCAAGUGGGUCUGGGGGGUCAAAUUUGGGCUGAAAUCUGCAA
This is a messenger RNA of Myiozetetes cayanensis, 2832 nucleotides long. RefSeq names its product chromodomain-helicase-DNA-binding protein 8-like. Lineage: Eukaryota; Metazoa; Chordata; Aves; Passeriformes; Tyrannidae. Gene Ontology annotation, molecular function: ATP-dependent chromatin remodeler activity; ATP binding. The record is from RefSeq and is a predicted model, not a curated record.